GGCGCGAUGGUGGGGCGGCUCAGCUUGCAGGAGGUGCCGGAGCUGCCCGACGCCAAGCGGCGCGCCGAGCGCUCCCUCGACAGCCCCGACUCCGGCCUGCCGCCCAGCCCCAGCCCCCCAACCUGGCUGCCUGCCGCCUCCAACGGGGGGCUGCUGCCGGAGGAGCCGGCUGGAGGAGGAGCGGCGGACCCCAAGCCCCCCGCGGCCAGGGAGCAGCCACUCCCCAGCGCCCUGCCUCUUAAUGCAUCCUCUCCGAAUCCUCUGCUCCCCGGUUGCCCAUCACGGCUGUGCCUUCUUUCCUUCGGCGAAGGGGUGGAGUUUGACCCUUUACCUCCCAAGGACGUCAGGUACACCUCUUCGGUGAAAUACGACUCGGAGAAGCACUUCAUCAACAACGUCUACAUGCCGAUGGGGCUGGGAAUGGCCUCCUGCAGCCAGACGGUCGUCUGCGUCCCCGACAGCACGUGGCGCAGCUACAAAGCCGAGAUGCGCUUCCAGCCCCGCCCCAAGCCCCGGCACUUCACCAGCACCGCCAUCAUCUACCCCAAGCACACCACGGCGGUGUACACCACCACACUGGAUUACAAUUGCAAGAAGGCCGCGCGGCGUUUUUUGUCCAGCGUGGAGCUGGAGUCCGCCGAGCGCUCCUGCAGCGAUGACGGCCCCGAAGGUUGCUGACUGCUCCCUUUCGCCCACUCAUUCCGUUGCACCGUCCUGGAUGAAAAGGGGUGG
Messenger RNA from Heteronotia binoei (common prickly gecko), 732 nucleotides. RefSeq names its product refilin B (gene RFLNB). The coding region runs from base 7 to 678 and encodes 223 amino acids. Lineage: Eukaryota; Metazoa; Chordata; Lepidosauria; Squamata; Gekkonidae. The transcript is spliced from 4 exons. Gene Ontology annotation, biological process: negative regulation of bone mineralization involved in bone maturation; skeletal system morphogenesis; negative regulation of chondrocyte development. Gene Ontology annotation, cellular component: actin filament bundle. The record is from RefSeq and is a predicted model, not a curated record. Gene Ontology annotation, molecular function: filamin binding.